AUGUUUAGCUUGCUACUAAAAAAGGAAUUGAUUCAGUAUCAGCUUCUUCCAGUGGUUGGAUACAAGGACCUUAAACUACAUUACGAUAGGCUAGAUGACGAAGUGAGCAAUGUCGUAUUGAUUGGAUGUGGAGCAAUGUUGGAUAUCGAAAAUUUCUUGGAAGUCAACCCCGAGGAGUUGUUGGAUGCUACUGCUGAGCAGCCAGAAGAUGAACAAGACUUGAAUGAUGUGAAACAGAACCAGUUUAAACGGAAAAUAUAUGUUAUUGACGGACACAGACCGUGGAACUUGGACAACCUAUUUGGGUCGGAAGUUGUGGUGUGUUUUGACGAUGGAUAUAUUGAUGGCGCAUUGCUGGAGGAGAAGAAGGCUUAUGAAAUUUUGAUCUUGGAGGAUGAGAAUGAGUCAGAAUCUGGGUCCGAUUCCAGUAGCGAUGAAGAGAUUGACGAAGAAACAGAUGUGGAUAUUCCAUCAGAGAGUGAAUUGGUAAUCAACUCUCUGGAUUCGGAAGAGACAGCCACUCGCAAAAGGAAGCUUCAAGAACGUCACUCUCGACAACUCAAGAAUCAAAAGAAGCAAAAGAAAUCAGUUAACGAAGACAGGUUGCAAUCAUACUACAAUCAAGGUUCGACAAUAAGCACGGCCAACACCAUCACCGUUUAUGCCCUUCUUACAGCAAUAGGUGAGACCAACUUGGAGAGUUUGUGGAUUGCAAUCAUUGGAAUCUCGUCCUUGGAUAGUCAUUACCCUGAGAUUUACGAUAAACUACAACCACUCCUCAAAGAGGAGGUGAUGCGAUUGAACCCAGAGCAUGAGAAUACCAAAAAGAAAGCUGACCAGACAAUAUUACGGGUUGAGCGAGACUAUCAGUUGUUUCUACUACGGCACUGGACUCUCUACGACUCAUUCUUUUACUCAAGUCAUGUAAAUUCGAAAUUGAACUUGUGGACUGAUGAAGGGAAAAAGAGACUUCACAAGCUAUUUGCCAAGAUGGGGGUGUCUCUUGCGGUUGCACAACAAAAAUGGUUGUACAUGGAUACAAAAGUCAAGCGACAAUUGCCGAUCAUAUUUCGUCGCUACUUGCCGAUUUACGGGCUUGAAGGUAUAGUGCGGGAAGGAUUCAUCAAGACCUAUGGCUACACUGGUCUGCUUUCCGCGAUGGAGUGUGUUGAGGCGUUGAGUGCACUACUCGAAUUGGAUGAAAAGUUUAUCCAAGAGUCAGCAAAGUUGAAUGAAGAGGAUAACAAGACUCUUGACAAUGAAAAAGACAAGAUAAGAAAAAGAAUGGAGAGGAAAGAGAGUUCGUGGGUGAACAAUUUCUGGUCUUCAUGGGAUGCACUCAAUGUGACAAAAUCUUUGAAGACGAGUGCUAAUCAAUCAUCGUCACCAUUUGCCAAAUUAAAAGGAAGUGAACUCCUCUUUCGAGGUCUAGAAUAUGCCAAGCAACUACAACAAAUAACUUUUCGAACUGGGAUGUCCUUACUCGAGCGUAAGAUGAUCAAAAACUUGAAGCUUUAUCGGUUAUGCGUGUUGAAUGACGGGGCGGUUCCUGAUUUGGAGAUAUUCAUUAACCCGCUAAUGUUGUCGAAAUUGGGAACAUGGUUGAUUGAAAACUUGGCCGAAUUGGAUUUCAUCAAUGGGAAUCACUCUUUGAAACCGUUGGUUGUUGCGAGUUUGGAUGUAACCAGCGACACUUAUCUUGUUAUUGGUCUUGCACCAAGAUACCCACGAGGAAUGAGCAACUCUGAAAAGGCAAAGUUGUUGCAAGAGCAAAGUAACAACAAAAUCACAGCAGAGUCAAUGACAACACAUUUGAACACAUUCAGUGUCGCGUUCCAACAGUUGUCAAGCACGUCAGGAGCCAAAGUGCGUGUCGACAGCUUUGAUAGUUCAAUAAUUGAAAUAAGAAAGGACGAUUUGGCACCGUUUUUGGAGAAACUUACAUUGAGUGGGCUCAUAUAG
This is a messenger RNA of Lodderomyces theae, 1962 nucleotides long. It is a transcript of the gene CDC45, whose product is annotated as DNA replication initiation factor. Gene Ontology annotation, molecular function: chromatin binding; DNA replication origin binding; single-stranded DNA binding. The transcript has a single exon. The record is from RefSeq and is a predicted model, not a curated record. Bases 1 to 1962 code for a protein of 653 amino acids. Gene Ontology annotation, biological process: mitotic DNA replication preinitiation complex assembly; double-strand break repair via break-induced replication; DNA replication initiation. Lineage: Eukaryota; Fungi; Ascomycota; Pichiomycetes; Serinales; Debaryomycetaceae. Gene Ontology annotation, cellular component: DNA replication preinitiation complex.